This is a messenger RNA of Entamoeba dispar SAW760, 1986 nucleotides long. RefSeq lists its product as uncharacterized. NCBI's taxonomy places the organism in Eukaryota, Evosea, Mastigamoebida, Endamoebidae. The transcript has a single exon. The record is from RefSeq and is a predicted model, not a curated record. The coding region runs from base 1 to 1986 and encodes 661 amino acids.
AUGAGUUAUUUAAUGACUAUUUUUGCAAAUAAAUAUAUUCAUGGUGAAGACGAAAAAAAUAGCGGUUACAGUAUAUACAAAAAAAACGUAACUAUUGAUAAGUUAGCAGAAGACUCAAUUUUUCAAGUCGAAAGUAAUACUUGCAUCGACCAAUGCUAUGGAAACUUGGACAAUACUAUAAAUUUAGAAGGAGUUCAUUUAUACCUAUCAACAACGCAGGAUAAGUUAUGUAAAAAAUUAGAAACAGAUGAUAUUGAAAAUCAUGAUACAUCGUUUAUUUAUGAUCUAGAUCCAGAGUCUUCUAGCGGAUCACCUGAAGAUGAUUUAAUUAAUUCUAUUGUAGGAAUUUUAAAAGAAAAAAUGUUUGAUAUAAUAGCCAAAGAUAUUAAAAUAGUUAUUUCUAUAUAUCCCAGUAAUAGCCCUACAGAACAACCAUUAAAAGUUAUUGUUGAAACAAAGUCUAUUCAGUUGUCUCGUGAUAAUAAAAAGUCUAUUCAAUUGUGUCCUGAAAAAGAAACUUCUUUCACAAUUAAAAUGGAUGAAAUUCGUCUUUCUUUUCAAGAACAGGACAAGCAUCCAAUUAAUGUUUUAUUUAUUGGGUCUAAAAAGGAAGAGUGUAUCUCGUUAAAGGGUAUAUGUGAUUAUCUCAUCAACUUCAUCACAGGAAAUAAAAGUAAAGGACCUGUAAGUAUUUCUUGUGACGAAGUUUCGGUCUUUAUUAGCAAAGAAAUGGUUGAGUUUUGUCAGAAGUUCAUACACAAAAAUCGAUACCUUGUACUCAACCUCCUUACCAGACAACUGGAAUCUUUAACACAACCUACAACAGAACUAACAGAAAUAGUUGAAACUGUUUCAGACAGUGAUGAAAAACCAUCUGGUGGAUUUUUUUCAUCUUUUGGAAGUUUUCUAGCUGGGGCAGUUAAUUAUGUACUUCCUUCAGUUGAUGAACAAAGUGAGUGUGAGAAAAGAACUAAAGAAGAGGUCAUGAAGAAUAAGAAAAAAAAUAACACAGCUGACCAGUCAUCCAUUGUUGAUUUGAAAACACAAUCUUCUGUUCCAAUUAAGUUCUAUAUUGGAGAAGUAGAAAAUGGGAUUUGUGUUGAGAUGAAUGUUUCAUGCUUGUCAACAGCAGAUAAACAAUAUGAAAUAAAAACAAUAAAAAGUACUAUUGGAGGAAAGAAUUUUUUGGAGAUUAAAAAUAAAGAUGGAGACAUUGUGAUGACACGAAAACAUAACAAUGAAUUUAACAUCGAUGCAAAAGGGAUGGUCAAAUUAACACUUGAUACUAUGAAUAUUGAAAAGGUUAAACAACAAAUCUUUUCAAUAAUGGAUGAGUUGGGGAAGUUUUUAUCUGUAUUUAUGAGUAUUAGCAAUAAGAUUCCAAAAGAUGAACAAGAAAGUGUUGAAGAUCAACCAGAGACACCUGACCAGCAACCAACUCAUAUCUGUAUUAGAUUGAAUCAAAUUGAAUUGAUAUGCUGUGAUGGAGAGAACAAAUUUGAAAUGAAAGUUAAAAUAACAGAAAAUGAUGAACAACCAUUAAUUGAAAUCACAUCAGCUCAACAAACAAAAAUCACAGUUAAAGCGGAGAGAUUAGAAAUGGAAAUAGGAGAAAAGAAAAGUAUAAUUAAAGACAUUGACAUUACUAUCCAAGAAGGAAAACCAAAAGAAGAAAAUAUUGGAAUAAUGCAACCAUUAUUCAUUAAAGGAAAUGAUUCAAUGAAGUUUGGUGAUGUCACUCGAGUUGAUGAGAUUCCAAAAGUAGAAAAUGGAUUUGUUCAAAUAAAUCAAGAACAAAUGAAUGAAUUAAAAAAUGGAUUUGAAAUGAGUGAGAAUUGUAUUAAGUUAAAUGUUCAAAGCAUUAGUCUUGAUAUAGAAACAAAAGAACUUGUUACCCUAACUAAAGUUCAACAAUAUAUAACUGGAUUUGUAACAGAGUGUUGUCAGAAAAUGUCGGUCCUUAAAACAAGAAAAGGUGCCAAAUAA